GUGGGAAGUCCACGCAAUGACACUCGUCAGUGACUUACGGAUGCCCGUGUGGACACUCUCAUGAUUGUCAGCUCCUCGAUAGCGACUCGUCCUGCUCGGGAGUCGUGAACCGCGGCGAGGCGACGUGUCUCCGGAUUUCAGCCCAAACUUCCAGCGAGACGAGCCGCGCUUUGCUAGCUUGAGGCACCGCCGCGGUGGGCGAGAGACUCCCGUGCGCCCUCCCCCCUCCUCCUUCCGCUCUCCACUCCAGCGACCAGGGAAGCGACUGUGGCUGCUCCGCGAGCCGGCUGAGCGAACGCUGUUGGCGGCUUUCACCCCCGGGGAAUGUCGGCCCGUGACGUCGGCCUCCUCUUCCUCCUCGGGUGUCGCACAGCAGCCAGAUGGGGUCUGAGUGCGUCCACUGAAGCAUGAAGCAGGACAGCAGCAAUGGCGAUGUCAGGCCUCACCUGCAAACCUGAGUGUGUUUACAAUAAUUGACAGUGUUGCCUAAUCGCAAUGUGAGCUCCGGCCGAGGUCUUCUCCACACCGCUCCUCAGCCUAGCUCAGCAACCAAUCAAAUGCACACGGACAAUAAACUGGCCAAUCAUGGCAAGCAAGUCACCGGUGACGCAAGAGCUCAAAUGGCUGCCGUAAACCUGCAGGCUCAACAGCCGCAGCAGCAGGGAGCCUCUGGUCACCUGGCCCCCAAGAGCCGCCAAAGUGCCGGGGGCCAUGGAAUUAACAAGAGCACCCCAGGGCUGAAGGCCGCCGGCCAAUCGUCGAGCAUCGUUGGAGGGAUGCUCAAAACCAAAAGCAAACGGGAGAGGAGCGUGUCUGUGGACUCUGGUGAACCAAGACACACUGCUACUAAAACCAUGGAGGAUGAUGCCAAAGCAGAGGGUGUCACGCGCAGUAAGCGCAGAUGUGUUCUGGAGAAGAAGCAGCCAUACAGUGGAGAUGAGUGGUGCUCUGGACCAGACACGGAGGACGACGACGACAAGCCAUGCUCGACGACUCAACGUGAGCGAGGUCUGCCAGGACCCAGGCAGGGACAACCUGAUCAUCCACCUGCGGAGGCUGCCGCGUCUGAGCCUGUAAUGGCUUGUGCACCAGGACCUGGACUGAAGCCUGGACCGCCUUUGCCUCAGUCCAAGCAGCAGCUGUUGUAUGUAUUCACAACCAACAUGGCCAACAGUGCUGCGGAGGCAGUAAUGAAAGGAAAGAUGGAUUCCAUUCUUCAGUUUCACCAGCAAAAUGUCCCACGAAUUAAGUUAGAGCAGGGCCACGCACUGGUGAGGAUCACUGAGAAGGUGAAUUCCAGUGCCUCUCCGCCCACAGCCACCCCUAAAUCCAAAAGUGGAACGCCACAGCCCAACUCGGCAGGAGGCGUUGUCUCCUCACUUGCAGUGAAAACGCCAAUGUCAGCGGGUCACUCUGACAAUGACUCCCCUCGGACCAGACAUGGUGGCCUCUCCAGUAGUAACUGCAUUCUCUCCCAUAGGCCAGAGGGAGAUGGCAGAGCCACACCUUCAGGCCCUGGCUCGGGAACUGUACACUGUGAGGGUCUUCCCGUUGCUAGUCUCUCUCCAUCGGGGAGUCCUUCCAUUCUGUCUGCACAUUUACAGAGUGACACAGGACAGAGAAGUGGCCCCGGGAAUGAAGGCGGUCUUUCCAAGGAGCAGCUGGAACACAGGGAGCGUUCUUUGCAGACUCUGAGGGACAUCGAGAGACUAUUUCUACGUACUGGAGUAAGAGGGGGCCCUCAUGGUGACACGGGGGGCUCCAACAGUAACCUUACAAAUAAUGCUCCCAGCAUCAUAAAUAACAGUAGUAGGGAUCGAGAUGCUAUUCUUGAGGAUGGCAAUAACGGUACAAACACGGGGGAUGGCAGUAGCGAUAACAUGGUGCUGUCAGCGUUGGCCUCUCUGGGAACCAUGAAGAAAUUUGAAGAACCACUGCAGUCCAUAAUUUCUCAAACAGAGUCGCUCGGCACUGCCACUCACAGCCCUGAAAUGGACUCUCUCCAUAAUCUUCCCCAGCACCCUCAUCCUCAGCUGUCUUCACCUGGCUUAGACAUCGGCCCCUUACUUGGAACGGAGGGGCUAACCCAAGAACAAGUUGCGUGGCGGAAACUCCAGGAAGAGUACUACCUGGAGAAGAGGAGGCAACAGGAAAUACAAAAUCCCCAGCACUUUAGGAUGAUGACAGAGAUGGGCUUGCAUGGAGGUCCUAUGAUCAUCAGGGGACCGCCUCCCCCAUAUCACAGCAAGCCUGGAGAUCAACAGUGGGUUUCUGGAAAUAUGAUGGGAGGAGGAAUUCCUGGAAAUGUACGAAUGACGGACAUGCACCAAGAAGGACCCGGAUGUCCACAAUUCCUUCCACAUGUGCAGAGAGGGCCACCAGGUGGAGCAGGGUUUCCUGGCAGUCCUGGGGGGCUGUUAUCUGUCGAUGGUCUAGGACACCAAAGGCCUACCAGGCCAGGGAUUUGGCUGGACAAUAUGCCCAACAACAUGGAUGGUGGAGGUUCAUUCCAUGGUUGCUACCCUCCUCAACACUUGCAGGAAAAAACAGAACAUCUUUUAACCCGUGAGGAAUUGUUUCGCAUCACGGAGAAGCGGCAGAUGCAAGGUCUUCCUCGGUUUGAACUCGAUCGGAUUAUUGCGCAGCAGCAACAGGGCAAUAUGGGCUCGAGAAUUAUAGAAAAUCCCGGGGGCCCAGACUUCUCCAAUUUUGGUACUAUGGGCAGGGGUCCACCUUCCAAUCAAGGGGAUCAUAUGGACUUUCCUGGUUCACGGGAUAUGAUGGGCUCUCCUGGAGGGGGACCUCAGAUUCGAGAUUUAAUGGACUCCCCUCUGGCGAGCAACCUUUCAAUCAACAUUAACCCACAGUUGAAUAUUCAGCAGCAGCAUAUGACUCUGUCACAAAAGCUCAGAAGGGACCCAGGAAGAGCAGGGCCUUUAAGUGAGUUUUUCAGUCCUGGAGUGAUAGCAAGAAUACGAGCAUCACAAAAUGAAAGAAGAAAUAUGGGAAUGGUCUCGGGACCUGAUGGACCCUUUCGUUUUCCAACACAAGGCCCUUUUUCUGGUGGACCAGGUGAAGGGCCUUAUCCUCAGCAGCCUGGCCCUGAGAUGUUCGGGCCUGAGCAGGAGGGUCAUAAUCAGAUAGGAGUUACGUCACGACUUAGUCAUAUGCCAAUCACUGGAGACCUCAGAGGAAUGGGUCCUGGUCCUCGGCAUCCUAGCGACCUGUCAGUCAAUGUUCAGUCACUGACUUCUCCUACGGUCCAGCAUCCUCAUCGUCUUAAUUCGCCAUCCCUUCACCGAGAGCCAUCCGCUCAUCUUACCUCUCCGUCUGCUCCAGGGCAGAAGUCUCCUUCGAUUAUCGCCCCUGAAGGCCCUCACCCCCCCCUCCGCCCUGCUUCUGGCGCAGGGACGCCAUGCUCUUCCUCCAUGAAAUCACCUCAGAUAAUGGGUUCUUCUAACCACGACUUGCACUCCCCGUCUCUCUCACCUGGACGACUUAAGUCUCCAGCUAUGGCUAUGGGCUCUCCUGCGUGGAUGUCUCCAAAAAGAGAUCCUUCAAGUCCAGGUGGCCCAAACAGUGUGAGGGCUGCAGGCAACGGAGGAAGUCAUCCUGAGACAGGGCGGUCACUACCCCCUAGAAGUUCCAACUCCACCCCAAGUAGCCAACCAGGCUUGACAAAUCCUAGUAUGACAUUUACAUCAUCGCCCGAUGCUCCACAAACACAGAAUCCUUUGUCGCUGAUCAUGUCUCAGAUGUCCAAGUACGCCCUGCCCAGUUCUACUCCCCUUUACCACGACGCAAUCAAGACAAUUGCGACUUCUGAUGAUGAGAUGUUGCCAGAUCGACCUCUUCUGCCUGGCGUCAGCAUUGGAGGAAACAUUGGGAACCUUCCGACAUCCCAGAUCUUGGUCUCCCAGAGUUCCAUCGGUGCCAAGAGUGAUUCCCAGAGCCCCGUGCAAAUCCCAAGCCAAGGUCAGCAACAACUAUCCCACGAUCCCUCGGAACCUGUGCUGUCUUCCCCAAACGCAAUGGGCCUUCCUCUUAUGAGUUCCACCAUGAUGGGAGGAGGAAGUGAUGACCUUGGUCCUUGCAAUAUUUCACCGAUGUCUCAAAACCAGAUGGCGGCUUUCCCUCGCAUGCAGCCUUCGUCUCACAGCCAUAUGCGCUCACCCAUUGGCAGAAUGUCACAUCACUUCUCUCAGUCCGGAGAGGACAUUCUCUCACCUCAGCAGCUGCACCUGCUCGGGAAAGACCCCCACCAACGACACCCUCAUCCCUCAGAUUCCUUUCCGCCUCUUCCCAUGGGAGAUGGCCCAGAUCUGAGCGAAGUAAUACGGCCCACCCACUCUGGGAUCCCCGAGUUUGACCUGUCCCGCAUCAUUCCUUCUGAUAAGCCCAGCAGCACUCUGCAGUAUUUCCCCAAGAGUGAACCACACCAGAAUCCAAACCAGGGGCCUGUGUCACAGCAGCCACCUCCCCAGCAGCUCCUCAAACACUUGUCGUCCUCUUGUCCUCCACACAUAUCAAUAUCCAACCCCCACUUGGCCAAUUUACAGAACAUGAUGGCCGAGCAGCAACUGCCGCCUAACCAGGGGCACAGCGGACUCGGCCAAAGCAUGGCCAUUCUCCAGGGAAAUGCCAGGGGAAUGGUGCUCGGCACAGGCAUUGGCCCCAUGUGCCCUUCUGGGCACAUGUUUGCAAGGACAGGCAUGGUUCCACAGCAACAGCAAGCCAUGAUGGCCAACAGUCUUCUCCACCAUCCCUCCGGUCCGUACCCGGGAAUGAUGUCACCUCAGCAGCAACAGCACAAUUUGAUAGCGCGGCAGAACAUGAUGAUGAUGCAGGGCAAGCAACGCAAUAUGCCCAUUCCGGGAGACCCCUUCAGCCCCCAGGGUGCUUUAAUGUCCCCUCAGGGUCCCAUGAUGGCUCCAUCCCACGCACAGACUGGAUUGAUAGGACCCCAGACCCUCAGACAGCGGGGGAUGUCUCUGGACAGCCCCAUUGGCUACAGUCCUGGCAGUAUGGCCAACAUGCCUUUUUGAUCCACCGGACGCAGCCUGUACAAGUGUCUCGUUUACAUUACCACUGUAAUCCGUGUAUCAUUCAUUCUUUCCAUUUUAAUUGGCAUAUGAAACUCAACGAAAAUAACUAACAAAAAAGUGACUCGUUAUUUUAGUUUUUUUUUUUUAAUCUAACAGAAAAAGUGGGGGGGGAAAAAACAAACAGAUUUUUCAUAAUUCAAUUUUAUACUGAUCAAAAAUACAACAUUGAAAAAUGACCCACAUGAGUGUUUCAUUUUUGAGUUCAGCACUGUUUCCUCUCACAUUCCAAAAACAUCCUUGGCAAUUGAAGACUCUAAAAUGUCCAUAGGUGUGAGUGUGAAUGGUUGUCUCAAUGUGCCCUUCGGAUUGUCUGGCGACCAGUUCAGGGUAUACCUCGCCUCUCGCCCAAAGUCAGCUAGGAUAUGCUCCUAGUGAGAAUCAGCGGUGUAGAUGGAUAAAUGGAUGGAUGGAUGGUUUAUGUGCCCGGAAAGUCAAACAAGCAUUAUGAAAGGCACGUUGGCUUGUUAGCCGCCGCAGUCAGUCAAUUGAAACCUACUACUUACAAAAAGUUAAGGAUAUUGGGUUUUUGGUGAAAUUUCAGGAUAAACCUAAAUUGCAGUACUGUGGAUCUAUGUUUCGGCAGCCGCGGAUUCACCUAUUUCCAGAUUUUGUUUUCAAUUUUCAAAUGUUUCUUUUUUUUUGGAGGGAGGGCCCCCCCCCCCCCCCCCCCCCUCCCUCCAAAACCUCCCUCCAAACCCUCAAAACCUCAAAAACGCUUAUUGGUGUUUUAUCCAUGAUUAUUCAAUAAUUUUUGGGGUUAAAAACAAGUUUGUUUGUUUUUUUUCCCCCCAAUGCAGUAAUAAUGGCUAUCAUGAAUGUGAGUGUGAAUGGUUGUGUGUUUAUAUCUGCCCUGCGAUUGGCUGGCGACCAUUUCAGUUCAGGCUAGUUACCACAUUCCCAACUAACCCGAACCCUAUUUCAAUCAUAUUCUGUCUUGUGGCCCAUUUUUCCAUUUUAUAUUUUUGAACCAACCCUAAAAUUUGAAUGUGAAAAAUCAGGGUGGUUGUUUGUUUUUUAUUUUUUGCAUAUUUUUGUCACAAAACAAAAUAAUCAGUCACUUUUGAUUUUUGAUUGCCAUUUGAAAAUGAAAAGAACAAAUUAUGCAGGGAUUAGGGUUUCCAUGCAUUUUUAUUUUAUUUUAUUUUUUUUAAUUCUUGCUUGUCUUUUUUGGGAGAAGAGAAAUUAGAAACAUCAGUAACAAGCAUCCCGUGACAGAUUGCUACUGAUUUAUACAUUGAAAUAUUUAAGAGCACUGUAAAAUGGUUAUAUCAAAAAUCUGGAGUGCUUUCCAAAUACACACACACACACACACACACACACACAUACAUACAUAUUUCCAAGAUGUGUUUGUCGGGAAUCACAUGGCAGUUCAGAGUGGUGCCUAGAAUUUAUAUUUGUUUUUCCUUGAUUUUAUUUCUCCUGCUACCAAAACUGUUGCGUAAAGGAAUUAUAUAUAAAAAAAUAAUAAUAUAUACCUGCUGUACAUAGGAUGCAAUUUGUGAUUGUUUGCACUCUCAUUCUGUAUAACUGUGUUUUAAUAGAAGUCUAAAAGAAAUGGAAGCGUGAUAAUCUCUAUGGUGGGUUUUACUUGGGACGGAGAGUGCUGUUUGAUGAACACAGACGAAGGGACACGGUUGCAGUCAAAUAAAUGAAAGCCUUAAAAACU
Molecule: messenger RNA, 6771 nt
Organism: Phycodurus eques (leafy seadragon)
Lineage: Eukaryota; Metazoa; Chordata; Actinopteri; Syngnathiformes; Syngnathidae
Gene: bcl9l
Product: bcl9 like
Biological process (GO): canonical Wnt signaling pathway; positive regulation of transcription by RNA polymerase II; negative regulation of transforming growth factor beta receptor signaling pathway
Cellular component (GO): beta-catenin-TCF complex
Molecular function (GO): beta-catenin binding; transcription coactivator activity
Source: RefSeq, a predicted model, not a curated record